UCUUCUCCCUUUUCAUCGCCGUUGUGGCGCCACUCAUCGACGGCCUGGCAUACCUCCCGACACCCCUUUCCGCCAUUUCUGUUGGACCUCAAGAGUUGGCACGCCCAGGGGUACGACGACUACCUGGUCACCGAGAAGUCGUACUUCUUCUUAGGGAUUUGGCCUCUCGCCGUUGCCCGCGUCUAUGGAAUUUCUGCCGAGAAAUCUUGGCUGGGCAACGCCUGUUUGUUGUACGGGGCUUCAACUCUGACUUCCAUGUUGGCCAACUGCUGUUGCGACAAACGAGAAGGGGACUUUUACGAAACCUCCACCAGAAUGAACCAGAUAUUGAGAAGAGCAUUUUGGUUUUCCCCCAACAUGCAGUACAUUGGAGCGGCAGUGGCUCCUCUUGAAGCCUUUCAGAGACUUUAUUUAUAG
Messenger RNA from Striga asiatica, 417 nucleotides. NCBI's taxonomy places the organism in Eukaryota, Viridiplantae, Streptophyta, Magnoliopsida, Lamiales, Orobanchaceae. The record is from the annotation of a GenBank genome assembly.